AUGCAAAAAGAAGAUCAUCAACAACAACAACGUCCAACCGUACUGGUGGUCCCAUCAACAACAGUAGGCAAUCAUACAAACGUUUUUCAUCUCACGGAAGAAUCCCAACAACAACAACAUUCAACGAGCAGUAUUCCCUUUAUUUAUCAAACCACUGAUAAUAUAGACGAGCUCUUCCAAAUUGUUCAACAACCGAUCAACUUUGAUGAUAUGAGUAUCAUUGAACAACAACUGAAAUCUCUCAAUACGACCAACACGACCAUGUACAAUUCGAACAACUAUAAUCAUCCUCUCUUUAACCCACUUCAAUAUCCGUUGCAACAACGAUCUCACAUGAAUGUAACCAACAACACCAACAUCAGUCAACAACAAGAUUCUGGUGAUGAUUUCUUGGAUAUCAUUGAAGGCAAUCUCUUUAGUGAGCAGCAACAGCAGCAGCCCUCAACAACAACUUCUCACCCCACACAAGCCUACCAUCAAAAUCAUAUCAUCAACUUUCCUACAUUUACCAUUCCGACCUCUACAAGUACUAUCAUUCCAACUUCAUACUUGAGUAUGAAUGGAACAACAACAACCACACUCAUACGACCACCUCAUUUGAAUAAUACUCCUUCUCCGAAUAUGACCAAUCAAAGUCCGUUCUCAGGAUACAUUCAAGCCAAUACAAACGGAUCCAUCAAACACACACCCAAUGAACAAUUUGCAUCUGCAGUGAAUAUCAUCAAUGAAUUACCAUCGUCGCCUCAUGACUCUAGUGUCAGUGCACUUUCACCACAGGGAAACACAAUUCUGACAACACCAAGCCCACAAGGAAGCUGGGAUAGAUUUACUUUCACGAGCUCACAAGUGCCUGAUUUAAUCAAACUCGUGGAAGGUUUUAACAAACCAGUGAAAGAAAAACAAAUUGGAGGACGAGACAAUACCAGACAUCCAUUGCCAAAUCAAGUUGUUGAGCUGGAUGUGAGCAAGUUGCCUCCUGGUAGUAAUCCAUCCGUUAUUUCUGUUAGACCUGUGGUUAUGGGUGUUGACAGAAUAACACGAAAGACCAAUAGACUUGCAGUGUUAAAUGAAAAACCUUUCGUCAGAGUAUCAACUCAACCAAUGGAAAGAUGGAUUGUGGUCUUUGAUGACAUUAUUAUUCAAUUUGCUAGUCACAACAAUGGUCAAAAGUUGUCACUCAAGUUUGAACUAUUGGAUGCAGAGAAGAAAGUUGUUUGCAGUAUUGACUCUUAUGGAUUUGAGACAAUUACCAAGAGAGGUUUAGAGAAGAUUAAGGAAAGAAAGAAGGCAAAGGAGUCGAAGGAAACUAAUAAGGAUACUACUCCAAAGAGAAAAAGAGGUUCUGACACUGAGGAAGACGAAGAGGAUGGUAAUGAGCCCACAGUGGAACAUGUCUCUCCUCCCUAUGGCUUCGUUUCUGGUGGAAGCUUGGUGAAAGUGAUUGGUACUGGCUUUGUUUCUACACCUGUUUCAAAAUGUGUUGUCAAGUUUGGAGAGAGAGAUGCAAGAGAAAUUCACACUGUAAAGAGAAACUACAUUGUGUGUGAGACUCCUGAAAGCGAUAAAACAGGCAUUGUUGACGUGAGCGUAAAGAUGGGAGAAGACUUUAUCCAAAGCAGUGCCAAGUUCCAAUAUAUUGACCCUAACAAUCCUGCAGAUUUGCAAAUCAUGAUUCAACACAUGCUUGGUUCUCAAAACAAUAUCAAUUCUAAUCAAUUUGCAGAUGCAUCUACAUUCUCCAACAAGUGCUACGAUCAAAGUCUCUUUUAUUCUGGUAAGGUCACUGAUGAAUGUGGCUUUACAGUAUUACAUCAUGCAACUGCACGUGGGUUGUUUGAACUAUGCCAAUACUUGGUUGCUAAUUCGGUGUGUAACAUUGAUGCUCAAGAUAACUUUGGUAGAACUGCGUUACAUUGGGCUGUUUAUGCUUCAGAGGUUCUAGUUGCUCUCUAUCUUGUUAACAAUGGAGCUAGUUUGUGCACAAAGGAUGAAGUUGGAGACAACUUGUUGCAUAUUGCUUGCCGAUACGCCUCAGCUGAUUUUGUAAAGAGCUUCAUGUCAACUCUUCUGAAGUAUGAUGACAAUCAAUUUACCAACACCUCCAACAUUUCAUUGUUGCUUUCCUCGACCAAUAAUGAUGGUGACACACCACUGGACCUUUUGCGAAGCAUGGAACAAGAUGAUGAGGUGAUUGAAUUAAUAUCAGUGUUAGAGAGAUUAACGGAGGCCUGCUCUGCUAGACUUUCACAAAUUAGAGUCAUUUGCUCAUUGAAGGACAUUCUGUUGAGAUCAGGUGACUACAAUGGCAAAUGCAUGACACAAUUAGAAGGCGCCAACUUGAAGAUUUCAUUUAGUCUUCAACUAGAGAAAGACAAGAUUUUGCUAUUGAUUGAUAGAAGUGACACUAGCAUUAGGGCUUUAAUACGAUACGAACAAGUGGCAUUCUUGAUUCUUAAUAAGCCUCAAUCGCAAGCGGAGAUCACUCUCAGCUCAAAGCCAACUCUUGAAGUCAAGGACCAAUUCGGCAACUGGACAUCUCUUGAAAAUCAUCCAUACCUUUCUUGCUCAUGCUUCCACUUGCAAGCCACCCAUUCAUCACUUCUUGAUGACGUCAACAAAUUUAUUUCUGAUAAUUCCUUACUGUUCUCAUUCCAACACAUGGUCUUCAGCUAUCGAUCCCCAACAAAUACUCACACCGCACCUGUUGAUAAGAAGAGUGAAACUGUUUCCAAGACUUCAUCCAAUGUUGACAAGUUCGCAGAGAUCAACAAGCUUUCCCCAACUGCAAAUGUUGCAACAACGAAUAAUACUUCCAAUCAAAAUAUGAUUCAAUAA
This is a messenger RNA of Naegleria lovaniensis, 2835 nucleotides long. RefSeq lists its product as uncharacterized. Gene Ontology annotation, cellular component: Golgi membrane. The coding region runs from base 1 to 2835 and encodes 944 amino acids. The transcript has a single exon. The record is from RefSeq and is a predicted model, not a curated record. NCBI's taxonomy places the organism in Eukaryota, Heterolobosea, Eutetramitea, Acrasida, Naegleriidae. Gene Ontology annotation, molecular function: protein binding; palmitoyltransferase activity. Gene Ontology annotation, biological process: protein palmitoylation.